Messenger RNA from Anneissia japonica, 2489 nucleotides. RefSeq names its product BUD13 homolog. Gene Ontology annotation, biological process: mRNA splicing, via spliceosome. The record is from RefSeq and is a predicted model, not a curated record. Gene Ontology annotation, cellular component: RES complex; U2-type spliceosomal complex. Lineage: Eukaryota; Metazoa; Echinodermata; Crinoidea; Comatulida; Comatulidae. The coding region runs from base 37 to 1491 and encodes 484 amino acids. Gene Ontology annotation, molecular function: RNA binding. The transcript is spliced from 8 exons.
UGGCGCUAUACAUACAAUCUUUGAUUUGUUUACACCAUGAUGAAAAAAAGCAGAGAAAUGGAUGCGACCACGAAAAGGAUUUUGAGUAAAGAAGACUAUUUGAAAAGAUAUCUGCCUGGCUACGAAGAAGAGAAAAAAAGGCCUAAAAAGAAGAAAAAAGCAGCAGUUAUAAAACCAAGGACAAAAAUAGUUGAUGAUGAUGUUGAUAUUCGCCAACUAAUUCCAAGCCCAGAGGAAAGAAAUGACGAAUUGUUCUUUGAUGAAGUACCUCAAGUUGCAGAAAUAGUUGAUGAACGGUCAAUUGAGGAGAUUGAACUCGAAAACUUCAGAACAGGAAACAAAUGGCGAAUGAUUGAUGAUGAUGAAGACCAGAUAAAUGUUGGAGGACAGAAUACAAGGCAUGAUAGUGGAUCUGACCAGUCACCUUCAAGGAGAAGGCAAAAUACAAGACAUGAUAGUGGAUCUGACCAGUCACCUCCUCGGAGAAGGCAAAAUACAAGACAUGAUAGUGGGUCUGACCUGUCACCUCCAAGGAGAAGACAAAUUGCAAGACAUGAUAGUGGAUCUGAUCAAUCACCUCCUCGGAGAAGGCAAAAUACAAGACAUGAUAGUGAGUCUGACCAAUCCCCUCCAAGGAGAAAGAAUACAAGGCAUGAUAGUGGGUCUGACCUGUCACCUCCAAGGAAAAGGCAAAAUGCAAAACACGAUAGUGGGUCUGACCAAUCACCUCCAAGGAGAAAGAAUACAAGGCAUGAUAGUGGAACUGACCAAUCACCUCCAAGAAAAAGGCCUGAUGUAAGAUGGUUAAGUUCUACUGACCAUUCACAUACUGCAGAUAACAAAAGGAAAUUUGACAGAAAUCCUAAACUUGAGAAGACUUCAACAGGUCGAGCUGUAGGACUUCAGGAUGCAGCAUCUAUGAAAAAAGAAAAUGAAAAAAGACGUAAAUCUGACAAAGCAGCUCUGAAACGGGUUGACGAUGAGCUCUCUGGAAGGAAUGCUAGUACUGUAUAUCGUGAUAAAAGUGGAAGAAAGAGGGACUUGAAUGUUGAGAAAUUAAAACACACAGAAGAACUGAAAAGAAAGGAGGAAGAGUCAAAACAAUUUCGGGAAUGGGGUAGAGGAGUGGCUCAAACACAGAAACAUAGUGAGGCAGUCAACGACCAUGUUCAUGAAAUGGAAAAGCCCUUUGCAAGAUAUGAAAAUGAUACCGAUCUGGAGUCCAUGCUCAAAGAUCAACAAAGAGAUGGUGAUCCUAUGUUAGCAUUUCUCAAGAAAAAGGCAGCAAAGGUCAAUGCAAAAGGUCAAGUCAAAGAAAAGCCAAAAUACAAAGGACCUGCACCACCGCCAAAUCGAUUUAACAUUCCUCCUGGCUAUCGAUGGGAUGGCGUCAAUCGAUCAAACGGAUUUGAGAAAAAGUUCUUUGAACGUAUAUCAGAUAAAAAGGCAAUGACAGAAGUAAAGUACAAAUGGAAUGUUGAAGAUAUGUGAAUAUUCAAUAAAAAAUGUAAUUAUAUUGCUACGUUGCUUUUCAUGUGUUUUUUUUAUGAUUUAAAAAGUUUCCAAAUAAUUAUGUUGAAAGGACCACUGUCCAUAAAUUUUGUUUAAUAAUUUCAGAGAAACCUUCAGAUGAUUUUCAUUUUUUUAUCUUUCCAAAACUUGUCAACUUUAACAUAGCACAUCUAAUAAAAUACACAGUACAGAUAUUCAAAAACUGCAUGUUUUUAAUGACAAACACAACAUUGGGCAAUAAUGCUUGGCUUCUACCAGCUUAUAUACUCCCAGCCAGAUAUGGCAGCUUCAAUUUUAAGUUUAUUGUUAACAGAAUCAAAAUUUCUAUCCAACGAAGGCUAGUGGUGACCAAGAGCAAAACACUGAUAAGACUCAAGCUAAGCACUCCUCCACCCCCAUGGUGCUGCCACUCCUUGAACCAUGCAAGCCCAAAAAUUAUAGUAUUUAUUUUCAUAAAUGAGGUUGAUUUGUAAAUGGGUCUCCAUCGGGGAGGCAUUGCCCCCCCCCCACCCCAGUCGGGGAGAAAAACACAAUUCAUCGGGGAGAAAAAAAAUUAUAUGUACUUUUUACAUAUUAACACUCUAAAAUCCAUUAAACAAGCCUUUGAAAACCCUAAAUUGUCAUACUUUCGGGGGACUUCGCCCCUGGAUCACUUCCGAAAGGUUUUAGCGACAUUCAACCAUGCCCACUUUUUUCACGUCGGGAACAUCAGACCCUGUCAGGACCUCUCGACCCCCCACUGGGGAAAUCCUGGCACCGCCACCACCACUGUCCAGUAAUACAGGUGUUGCUCAUAUUUUAAUGAAGAAUGAAAAACUGAAUAAAAUGAAUCUAUAAUACUUGCACAGAAAUCAAAAACUAGUUAUCAAGAAUUAUGAUACAGUUUUAAUAUUUAAUGAUAAUCCAUGUUAUAUCAAAAAUUAUGAUGUAAUACUGAUGUGAUCAUGUUAAGAUAAAAAUUAUUUGUUUCUAAAAAA